Messenger RNA from Eleginops maclovinus (Patagonian blennie), 522 nucleotides. It is a transcript of the gene pcid2, whose product is annotated as PCI domain containing 2. Gene Ontology annotation, biological process: transcription elongation by RNA polymerase II; post-transcriptional tethering of RNA polymerase II gene DNA at nuclear periphery; poly(A)+ mRNA export from nucleus. Gene Ontology annotation, cellular component: transcription export complex 2. Gene Ontology annotation, molecular function: RNA binding; double-stranded DNA binding. Lineage: Eukaryota; Metazoa; Chordata; Actinopteri; Perciformes; Eleginopidae. The record is from RefSeq and is a predicted model, not a curated record.
AUGUCUGAGGGUCUUCAUAUGUCUGAAGGUCUUUGUCAGUCCCAGUUUGUUGGUCCCUCUGUGGGUGGUAGUCCCUCUCCCAGGUGGACCCGGGUCCCGUGGGAACCGCUGCUGCGAAAAGAAGCUCUGAACAAACACGACUUCUUCACCCCCGGGGGCAUCCCUUUCCUCAUCCUCGAGAAGCUCAAGAUCAUCACGUACAGGAACCUCUUCAAGAAAGUGUACCUGCUGCUGCGGACCCACCAGCUGCCUCUGGCCUCCUUCCUGGUGGCUCUGCAGAUGAUGCAGCUGCAGGAUGUGGACCUGGACGAGGUGCAGUGCAUCCUGGCUAACCUCAUAUACAUGGGUCACAUCAAAGGCUACAUCUCCCACCAGCACCAGAAGCUCGUGGUCAGUAAACAGAACCCAUUCCCUGCUCUGUCCUCCGUCUCAUAGACUACGUUACCCACAAUCCCUUCUACUCAAACAUUCUUGAUUUUGUACCGGAAAGUGUUUGAUGUUGAAUAAAAUCUGAAGCUUGUA